AGCGGCAAAUUCACGCGGAGCCCAGCGCGCGCCCCGCAUCAUCAUCAUCAGAAGCAGCAGCGGCGGCAGCGGUAACAGUAACAGCAGCAGUAACAGUGUAACAGUAAGAGUGUGAUGAAGCAGCGGAGGACUGAGACCCUCCUGCUCUGAGACACUGGACCAGCCCGCACACAGGAUGACUGAGGUGAUGAACUCUCUGGAGCCCGGGGCGGAGGACUUCAGCGGGGGAGGAGCAGCGGGGGACGAGGGCGCACUCUUCUCAGACGCUCACGAGAGGUAUCCAAAGUUGUCCAAGAGGCUUCCGUCCAUUGUGGUGGAGCCGACGGACGGAGCCGAGGUGGAAAGUGGCGAGCUCCGCUGGCCGCCUGAUGAGCCGAGCUCUCCGGACGCUCACACUGCGCGACAGAGUCCAGAGGAACAAACUGCAGAUGAGGAACAGCCAAGUGUCGGUGAGCACGAGGAGGCUUCAGGAGCGGAGAUGCAAGACUGAGAACCUCCUCCUCCUCCUCCUGUGAAAUCCACCUUUACUGUGAGUGUGUCCAGACUUGGAUGAGUUCAAUAAAAAAAAAAGAAAAAGACGUGUUCACUUUGAGUGUAUUGAAAGACCGUGAUGGCGUAGAAAAACAGAUUCCCCAUCCUCAGCUCUGGGGCUUGGAGCCAGAGUCAAGCACUGAAGACACCUUUAGUGUCAAUUCACUAAACAUCCGUUGCACAAGAGGUUAAAUCCACAAAUACAAUAAUUGAUGUGAGCAGACGUGGUUUCACGUCCGUGUUUCUUAACCAAACAUACAUUUUUAAUUUGAUGGGUCAAAAACGGUCUCUCUGGCUCCGAGCCCUUGUCGUUCCACUGAGGAUCUGGACAGACGUCUCUAAAUGCUGUCUUAAGUAUUUAGCUCAUGUGUGCCAUACUACUACUUCUACUGAUGGUAGCGACUGUAUUUUGUGCACAAGUUUUUAGAUUUGACUGUUUAUUAAGUGCUCACUGCUGUAGUUUGGUGACCUGGUCUCACUUUUCACUCUGUAAUAGUAGUGACGCAAUGUUUUGAAGAGCGUUUGCUUGAUUAAUGAACUGAUUUGUCACUUAAUUUAAUGGUGUAACGUUCUUUAAAGGGAUGGUACAAUUGUUGAGGUGUGGUUGCAUAAGGUGUGGACAACUGGAAAGUGAAGAUUCGGUCACUUUUUUACACUUUUGACUCUCCCACACCAAAUUCCAUAGAGAAAAUCAGCAAUUAUCGGUCACAGCACGCGGGAGAUGUUGAUCCACUCGCUGCCGCCGUCAGUGUUCAAAAUCCUUUUUGAAAGUUUGUGUCACUGUGGUAAAUCUGAACAAACAGCAGCAGUAGACCAGCAGCUCUAGUGUUCCUGCAAGCUAAAAUUGCUGAUUUUCAGUUCUCAGAACUCUUCCAAACAGCGAGAUAAAAUAUAGAUUUUAUCAACCACACCUCAAAAAAAACCUUGACCUGUCUCUUUAAUAUAAUAUUUAAGCUAUGUCUUCAUGCAGUAGGUAUUAAAGGGAAUGUAACCGUGUUGUUUUCUUUCAUAUAUUAGAGCAAUACAUUCAGAGGACGUCCAUUUUCUUACAGACCACAGACGUAAAGAAAAAAGAACCAGUAUAUUUUGAAUGUAAGCUGCUUGUUACAGACAUGAUAUUUUAUUUUAAAAAAACAAUACUGUGCGUCUAAAUUAUUGCACAACUAAUAUUAAACAUUUUCAAAAUUCUU
Molecule: messenger RNA, 1721 nt
Organism: Solea senegalensis (Senegalese sole)
Lineage: Eukaryota; Metazoa; Chordata; Actinopteri; Pleuronectiformes; Soleidae
Exons: 4
Coding region: 176-490 (104 amino acids)
Source: RefSeq, a predicted model, not a curated record